Messenger RNA from Vidua macroura (Pin-tailed whydah), 1173 nucleotides. RefSeq names its product scavenger receptor cysteine-rich domain-containing group B protein-like. The transcript is spliced from 10 exons. The record is from RefSeq and is a predicted model, not a curated record. Gene Ontology annotation, cellular component: membrane. The coding region runs from base 25 to 1101 and encodes 358 amino acids. NCBI's taxonomy places the organism in Eukaryota, Metazoa, Chordata, Aves, Passeriformes, Viduidae.
GGGUCUCCGCCCUCACCUGCGGCCAUGGCGGCUCCGGGGCCGCGCGCGCUCACCUGGAGCCUCCUGGGGCUGCUCUACCUGCGCGGUGCGCUGUGUGCAGGUGCCGCCCCCUGGCUGCCGGAAGCGCCGCAGGCGCCUCCCCAGGGAACGGCGCAGGUGCGGCUCCAGCUGUGCCCACAGGUGACGGCCCAGGUGAGCACCCCGGUGGACGCCCAGGUGGAUGCCCAGGACCAGCUGAAGGUGCGGCUGGUGAACGGCUCGUCCAGGUGCGUGGGCAGGGUGGAGGUGCUGCACAAGCACAGGUGGGGCUCGGUCUGCGACGACACCUGGGACAUGGCGGACGCACAGGUGAUCUGCCGUCACCUGGGCUGCGGCUCCGCCCUGGCCGCCCCCGGCCACGCCCACUUCGGCCAGGGGGCGGGGCCCAUCUGGCUGGACGGGACGCACUGCACAGGUGAGGAGCUCACCUUGGCCAGGUGCCAGCUGCACACCUGGGGCGAGCACAACUGCGCCCACAGCGAGGACGCCGGCGCCGUCUGCUCAGGUGUGCCCAGGUGUGCCCAGGUGCCGACCCCCCCCAGGUGCGGCUGCGGGGCGGCCCCGGGCCCUGCGCGGGGCAGGUGCAGGUGCUGCUGCAGCGCACCUGGCUGCAGGUGUGCGGCCUCACCUGGGGGCUGCCCGAGGCGCAGGUGCUGUGCCGGCAGCUGGGCUGCGGCCCCGCCCUCAGCGCACCUGUGGGGCCGCACCUGCCCGGGCAGCCCUACCUGGCCGAGCUCACCUGCCGGGGCUCCGAGGAGCUGCUGCUCGAGUGCCGCGGGCUCCGCCCAGGUACCUGCGCCUCAGGUGCGGCCGCCGCCGUCGCCUGCGCCGAGCUGCCAGCCCCGCCCGACUCCUGCUCGCUGCUGGGGGCGCUGCUGGGGGUGGGGGCGGGGCUCUGCGGGGCCCUGCUGGGCCUUUACCUGUGCGCCAGGUGCGCCAGGUGCGCCCCGCCCCGCCGGGGCCGGCCACGCCCAGGUGAGCCCCUGCUGGCCCCGGGCUCGGAGGGGCCCUGACCCCGGGAAACCAGUACGGACCAGUAUAAACCAGUAUAAACCAGUAUAAACCAGUAUAAACCAGUACGGACCAGUACGGACCAGUAUAAACCAGUAUAAACCAGUAUAAACCAGUACGGAC